GCGCGGGCCCGGAGCAGCGAGGAAGGCGGCACCUGGGCGGCGGUGAUGUCAGCCGCUCGCUGUGCUCCCGCCCGGGCUCCUGUCGCCGCGUAGGGCGCGGGGGCGACAGCGACGGGAGCCGCGACCUCGCAGCCGGGCGGGCGCCGGGGCGGAACUGCAACUUGUGGAGCUCGGCCGCGGCCCUCGGCCUCAGAACUGGUGCUUACAGAACUGGUGGAACAUCAGUCAUCGCAAAAGGCAAACAAGCAGUCUAGGUCUGUUUCUGAGGAAGUGACUAACGUCGCUUGCAUUCCAUUAAGGCUGAAUAACAAAGACCAUCUUUGAGUCCUGGAAACCGGGCCUAUGAUGAAAACUCAGAAAGCUGAUGUUCAGAACUUCUAUGGAUCAGUUUGCUAAGGACGUGCAAGAUUGGAAGAGCUGAGAGAAAUCAGCGUUGAACCUUUUUCUUAAGGUUGAAGCAGGAGUCUUCUGACACUCGGGAAGAUGAUGAGCGAUGCUAGCGACAUGCUGGCAGCAGCGCUGGAGCAGAUGGACGGGAUCAUAGCAGGUUCCAAAGCCUUGGAGUAUUCCAAUGGGAUUUUUGAUUGCCAAUCUCCCACCUCCCCGUUUAUGGGAAGCUUGCGAGCCCUGCACCUCGUGGAAGACCUUCGUGGAGUGCUGGAGAUGAUGGAAACAGAAGAGAAGGAAGGAUUGAGAUGCCAGAUCCCAGACUCAACAGCAGAAGUGCUCAUUGAGUGGCUUCAAAGUCAAAUGACCAAUGGGCACCUGGCCGGGCAUGGCGACGUGUACCAGGAGAGGCUGGCGCGGUUGGAGAACGACAAGGAGUCCCUUGUGCUUCAGGUGAGCGUGCUGACUGACCAGGUGGAGGCCCAGGGAGAGAAGAUCCGAGACUUGGAGUUCUGUCUUGAGGAGCACAGGGAGAAGCUGAAUGCCACUGAGGAAAUGCUGCAGCAGGAGCUUCUGAGUCGGACAUCCUUAGAAACACAGAAGCUGGAGCUGAUGGCCGAGGUCUCUAAUCUGAAGCUGAAACUGACGGCUGUAGAGAAGGACAGGCUGGAUUAUGAAGACAGGUUCAGAGACACAGAGGGACUGAUACAAGAGAUCAAUGAUUUGAGGUUAAAAGUCAGUGAAAUGGACGGUGAAAGACUACAGUAUGAGAAAAAACUUAAGUCAACUAAAUCUUUAAUGGCCAAACUUUCUAGCAUGAAAAUCAAGGUGGGUCAGAUGCAGUAUGAAAAGCAGCGGAUGGAACAGAAAUGGGAGUCACUGAAGGAUGAAUUGGCAUCUUUAAAAGAGCAACUGGAAGAGAAGGAAUGUGAAGUAAAAAGGCUUCAGGAGAGACUGGUUUGCAAGACGAAAGGAGAAGGGAUCGAAGCCCUUGAUCGAGAUGAAAAUAUUAAAAAGAAGCUCAAAGAGAAAAACGUUGAAGUACAGAAAAUGAAAAGGGCAGUGGAGUCUCUGAUGGCAGCAAAUGAAGAAAAGGACCGGAGGAUAGAGGAACUCCGGCAGAGCCUGGGCAGGUACCGGACAGCACAGGACCCAGCCGCCCCGGCCCCAGGCCCGGAUGCAGAGUGUGAGGGUCUGCUCCGCUCCAGCUCCAGCUCCACCCUGUUGGACGCGCAGGGCUUCAGCGACCUGGAGAGAAGUACUUCCUCGACACCAGGCAUGGGCUCUCCCGGCAGGGAGCCGCUCAGCACGAGCACCGCAGAAGAGUUUCACACCAGCAUCUUGCAGGCUUCAGUCCCUUCACUAUUGCCACUAUCUAUGGGUUUAGAAACUUCUGAGAAAUCGAAGCUGCCUACUAAGGCCGAGACUUCAUUUGACGAGAAUGAUGGAAAAGCAAUCCUGGGCGCGGCUGCUGAAGUCUCCCUGUGUGAUGGUGUUUCAACUCCGAGUCUGCCAAAAUCCAGCAGCCUGGGAAAUCUGAAGAAAGAGACAUCAGAUGGCAUGGAUAAAGCUCCAGCCGGCAGUCGCACGUUUGGGACCCUGCCUCCCCAGGUCCCGGGACCUGACGGGUCUAUGGAUGACAACCCCUUUGGAACUCGAAAAGCCAGGUCCUCCUUUGGCCGGGGCUUUUUCAAAAUCAAAAGUAACAAGAGGACAGCCAGCGCACCAAAUCUCGACCGUAAACGAAGUGCCAGUGCACCCAGCUUAGCAGAGACAGAGAAGGAGACAGCCGAGCACCUAGAUCUGGCUGGUACAUCUCGGCCAAAAGGUUCCCAGGGGACCAGCCCAUUCCAGAUGUCUCCCCCAUCUCCAGACUCCAAAAAGAAGUCCAGAGGCCUCAUGAGACUCUUUGGGAAACUCAGGAGAAGCCAGUCAACUACAUUCAACCCAGAUGACAUGUCUGAGCCUGAAUUCAAAAGAGGAGGGACAAGAGCAACUGCGGGCCCCAGGCUUGGUUGGUCUCGGGAUUUAGGACAGUCCAACAGUGACCUGGAUAUGCCGUUUGCCAAAUGGACCAAGGAGCAAGUGUGCAGCUGGCUGGCAGAGCAGGGCUUGGGCUCCUACCUCAGCUCUGGGAAGCACUGGAUUGUAUCUGGCCAGACGCUCUUGCAAGCUUCUCAGCAAGAUCUAGAGAAGGAACUGGGCAUCAAGCAGUCACUGCAUCGCAAGAAGCUCCAGCUGGCCCUGCAGGCCCUGGGGUCUGAGGAGGAAACCAACUAUGGAAAGCUGGACUUCACCUGGGUCACCAGAUGGCUGGAUGACAUUGGCCUGCCACAGUACAAGACCCAGUUUGACGAAGGCCGCGUGGACGGGCGGAUGCUGCACUACAUGACUGUGGAUGACCUGCUGUCCCUGAAGGUCGGGAGUGUCCUGCAUCACCUCAGCAUCAAGCGGGCCAUCCAGGUCCUGAGGAUCAACAACUUUGAGCCCAACUGCCUGCGGAGGCGACCGUCCGACGAGAGCAGCAUCACACCCUCAGAGGUUCAGCAGUGGACCAAUCACCGUGUGAUGGAGUGGCUGCGCUCGGUGGACCUGGCGGAGUAUGCGCCGAACCUCAGAGGCAGCGGUGUGCACGGAGGGCUCAUGGUUCUUGAGCCUCGUUUUAAUGUAGAAACUAUGGCUCAGCUACUGAACAUUCCACCAAAUAAGACCUUGUUGCGCAGACAUUUGGCUACCCAUUUCAACCUCCUGAUCGGUGCUGAGGCCCAGCACCAGAAGCGAGAUGCCAUGGAGUUGCCAGAUUAUGUGCUGCUAACAGCUACUGCCAAAGUGAAGCCAAAGAAGCUGACCUUUACGAACUUUGGGAAUCUGAGGAAGAAGAAGCAUGAAGAUGGGGAGGAAUAUGUGUGUCCGAUGGAGCUGGGCCAGGCUACAGGGAGCGGCUCGCAGAAGGGAUUCCGGGCAGGCGUGGACAUGCGCCUGUACGAGGAGGAUGAUCUGGAUCGGCUGGAGCAGAUGGAGGACUCGGAAGGGACGGUGAGACAGAUAGGCGCGUUUUCCGAAGGCAUCAACAACCUGACGCACAUGUUAAAGGAAGAUGACAUGUUUAAAGACUUUGCUGCCCGCUCACCAAGUGCCAGCAUCACAGAUGAAGAUUCCAACGUUUGACCAGAGGGCCUGGGCCAGUGCUGGGAGCACGAGUGUCAUCCUCCCGCUCCGAUUUUCAGAUAGUAUAUCCAGGUGACAGGCUGUGCAUUGUUUAGUGUUACGACUCCUGCCUGCUCGGAAGCGGAACUCUGUUGCAGGGGAGUGGGGCCAGUUCUGAAGAUGCUGUGGGAAGUGAGACGAUGGGCACUCGGGUGCUUGCUCUGCCUCUAAUGUAAGCCUGUGGUAGGGGCCGCCGAAAGGAUUGCCUUCCGGUUGGCUGCUUCCCAGAGUGCUGCAUUCACUGCCCGGAUGGAGGGUCUGGCCACAUCAGUGUUCACCGCAGCCAAAGCUGCUCCCCAGAUCCAGAGGUCACCAAAUGCAGCUGUACCUCCACUGGCUUCUUACUGUCUUAUUUUUAUAUAUUUUUCUAAUUCGUGUGUAUAUAUAUACCGUCUAUAGAAAACAGAACUUUUAUUUUGUGACACAAGGAUCGAAAGAUCAUAUUGAAAACAAAGAAACCCCAUUGUUCUCAGUGUUCAUACACCAGCUAAUCCCUCCUUCAUUAUCCACUGAUGAAUUCUAACAGUGGUCAUCAUUCAGGCCAAAGUGAUCUGCUUCUUUGGUUGUCACAAAAUUGCCAAGCAGCUUAGAAGCUUCAACUCUAAUCCUGGCUCCAUUUGCUUCAUAAAGAAGAAGUGUAGGGUGUUACCACAUCAGCUUGGUUCCUUUGGGUGCACUCAUAUUCCCUCAGAAAAGUGUUUGUCAGAGUGGCUCAGGAAAAACCAAAAACUGAUCAUGGCGCUGAAGGAGUCGGCCUAGCCAUGCCAACGGUAGCUGACCCUCAGGCUGCCAGCCGGUGGGGCGUCAUGUCCCCGCAGUCCAGACCCAGAUAUUCUGGAGCUACAGGACGUUUUCUAAUGGUUUUCCUGUGCAAUAGCACGCUGCUCGUGUUUUCUGUGACACAAGGCUCAAAGAAAGCUGAAAAGCGCGUUCCUGUGACGUGUGUGUUGGAGACAAUCUGUUUUUCAUUCAGGGCUACACACGAGACCAGCUGUGAUCAGACAGUGCUCACGUGCUCAGGGAGAGAAAGGAGGGCAGCUGAGCUUGUGGAGGCAGACCUGGCGAUGGCCAUUUCCAGAGCAGCGGUGUCCUUUAACGCGCCCAGCAGGUCAUGACUAAAGUGAUCUGAUGGUGACAGUGAUGCCUUUGAAUGCUCCAUUCAUGAUUUCAUGACUGCAUUGGCUUCUUCCUAUACUGGGGUUUAGUUUAACAUCAAUUUAAGUCUCACCAUUUGGAAAGCUCAGUUUGUUAUUAGACCCUGGUUGAAAAUACCAGCAGACUGUUGCAGAUGCCAAAUAUUCUUUAUUAAGGACAGUGUAACAACUGAUGAUGUGUGGAAAAGUUAAAGACUUUUGAUUAUAUAUUUUAUUUACAGAAGUAUUAUGCACCGUUGGCAUUAUGAAAGGAAAUAAAGUCAAUUGAUCAUU
Meriones unguiculatus (Mongolian gerbil) is the source of this 5021-nucleotide messenger RNA. RefSeq names its product PPFIA binding protein 1 (gene Ppfibp1). Gene Ontology annotation, cellular component: presynaptic active zone. The transcript has 32 exons. Gene Ontology annotation, biological process: neuromuscular junction development. Gene Ontology annotation, molecular function: protein binding. The record is from RefSeq and is a predicted model, not a curated record. Bases 484 to 3555 code for a protein of 1023 amino acids. NCBI's taxonomy places the organism in Eukaryota, Metazoa, Chordata, Mammalia, Rodentia, Muridae.